Molecule: messenger RNA, 8768 nt
Organism: Pongo pygmaeus (Bornean orangutan)
Lineage: Eukaryota; Metazoa; Chordata; Mammalia; Primates; Hominidae
Source: RefSeq, a predicted model, not a curated record
CCACCUUCUAAGAGACAGAGAUCAACGAGCCACCACAGCUACCAGUCCCAGAACCUGCCAAUGCUGGGGAACGGAAAAUGAGGGAGUUCAACUCUGGCCCUCACAAUCCAGUGGAGGAGAAGAAAAUCAUCUGCCUCUGUCCCUCUGGGCACGCCUCAUGCCAGGUUGCAUCUGUGGACAGGGGCCAUGCUCCUGGGCUUCGAAAGUUGGAGAAAGCUGCCAGGCUCAGGUCUGAAGGCCAGAAUUCUCCAGUAAGUCCUGCUGAGUCAAGGUGGGAGCAGGGUUGGUGGCUUCCGAGGCUCUGCGGGAGAAUCCGUUUCCUGGCCGUGGAGGUGGCCUGCUCUCCUCAGCUUGUGCUGCCCGUCUCAAAGGACUGGAGAUUCCUGCUCUGUCACUACACCUCCCACCCUCUCCAUCACCUGCUCUGCUCUUAUAAGGAUCCAGAGAAAUGGAAUAAUCGUGUUGCUGAUCUACGUAAACAAAUUCAAGAAUUGUCUGAAAGAAAAUAUGCUCGAGCUGUAAAAGCCAAAGAUCCGGUGAUGAUCCCAUACCCUUUUUUCCAGUCUCACGUUGAAGAUUUUUAUGUAGAAGGCCUUCCCAAAGGAAUUUUUUUUUUUUUUUUUUUUUUUGUUUGAGAUGGAGUUUUCACUCUUAACGCCCAGGCUGGGGUGCAAUGGCGCAACCUUGCUGGUCACUGCAACCUCUGCCUCCUGGGUUCAAGAAAUUCUCCUGCCUUAGCCUCCCAAGUCGCUGGGAUUACAGGUGCCCACCACCACACCAGGCUAAUUUUUGUAUUUUUAGUGGAGAUGGAGUUUCACCAUGUUGGCCAGGCCAGUCUCAAACUCCUGACAUCAAGUGAUCUUCCCGCCUCGGCCUCCCAGAGUGCUGAGAUGACAGAUGUGAACCCAUGCCUGGCCAGGAAUUUUGUUUUUUAGAAAGGCUUUCUACUAAUGGAAUUCCUGGCCUUGAGAGGAUAUUACUUUCGAAGGAAAGGAUUUUUCUGUUAUUUAAAGAACCACCUAAGCUGAAGAUUCCCUUGAGAACAAGUACUGUCCUGUGGUUUCAUGACCUUUCUUCCAUUUGUGGUUCUUGUGAAGUGGAAUUUAAAUGACAUCUUAUCAAGAUGGAUAAACCCUAGUUUCCCAGUGCUGGAAUAUAGAAAAUGAUGGACAAGUAAAUCCCACUCAGCACCCAUAGUCCAGGCAUGGGGACCUCAACACACCUGAGCCCCAGACAUCACCUUUCAUUAAUGUCUUUUUGUCACUUCUAGCUGGACCUACCAUGAAAGACUUCUGAAUCCAGGAAGAGAGACUGACUGGGCAACAUGUUAUUCAGUUACAAAAAGACUUGGACUGUAACUCAAAAAUGAUCAAAUAAUAGUGCAUGCAUCAAGUGCAAUGGGAAGCUCUUCUGGAGAGGGAGAGAAGCUUCCAGUUAAGGUGACAUUGAAGCCAAGUCCUGUAAGAUGAGGAAGAGUUGUAUGAGAGUAGGGAGGGGAGGGAAGGGGGAGGUGGAGGGAUGGGGAUUGGGCUGGGAUGGGAUGGAGUGAGCUGCCCAGGCAGGGAAACCAGCACUAUACAGACCUGAACAAUGAAGAUGGCACAUUUUGUUCAGGGAAUGGUGAAUUAAGUGUGGCAGGAAUGCUUUGGAGAGACGGUCAUUUGCUUGUAUGGAAUUUUGCCCAAGAGACCUCAUUACAGUUUCUAAUUUUUUGAUGUUAUCAUGCAUCACUGCCCUUGUCAGAUAGUAUCAUGAUCACAAUAACAUCAAGCAUAAUAUUUCAUUGAUUCUCACAAAAACAGGUGGGUGCCACAGUUAUCCCCAUUAUGUGCACAAAAUGAUGAAGACUUGGGGUUAAUGAGCGAUUUGCCCAAGCUCACCUGAAUAUUAAGACUGAGUCAAAUGUUAGUCUGGUCUGACUUUAAUGCUUGCCUUGUUCAUGAGCACCAUCCAUUGCCUCUCCUAUGCAGUUAAGCAGGUAGACAGGUGAGAGAAGAGCCUGUGUGAUAUCGGGGGAAAUUCACCCCUGAUAUUUCAUGUAGGUUCUUUUCUAUUUUCCCUGAGUGUCAGCCGGUCUGAGAAAUAAAGGGAAAGAGUACAAAAGAGAGAAAUUUUAAAGCUGGGUGUCCAGGGGAGACAUCACAUGUCGGCAGGUUCCGUCAUGCCCCCCAAGCCGCAAAACCAACAAGUUUUUAUUAGUGAUUUUCAAAAGGGGAGGGAGUGUACGAAUAGGGUUUGGGUCACAGAGAUCACAUGCUUCACAAGGUAAUAAAAUAUCACAAGGCAAAUGGAGGCAGGGCAAGAUCACAGGACCACAGGACUGGGGCAAAAUUAAAAUUGCUAAUCAAGUUUCGGGCACGCAUUGUCAUUGAUAACAUCUUAUCAGGAGAAAGGGUUUGAGAGCAGACAACCCAUCUGACCAAAAUUUAUUAGGUGGGAAUUUCCUCGUCUUGAUAAGUCUGGGAGCGCCACACGAGCCCGGGGCUUAUUUCAUCCCUUAUCUAUGACUGUAAAAGACAGCCGUCCCCAAAGCGGCCAUUUCGGAGGCCUCCCCUUAGGGAUGCAUUCUCUUUCUCAGGGAUGUUCUUUCCUGAGAAAAAGAAUUCAGCAAUAUUUCUCCUAUUUGCUUUUGAAAGAAGAGAAAUAUGGCUCUGUUCCACCCGGCCCACAGGCAGCCAGAGUUUAAGGUUAUCUCCCUUGUUCCCUGAAAUUGCUGUUAUCCUGUUCUUUUUUCAAGGUGCCCAGGUUUCAUAUUGUUUAAACAACUUGUGCAGUUUAUGCAAUUAUCACAGGGUCCUGCGGGGACAUUCAUCCUCAGCUUACGAAGAUGACCGGAUUAAGAGAUUAAAGUAAAGACAGGCAUAGGAAAUCACAAGGGUAUUGAUUGGGGAAGUGAUAAGUGUCCAUGAAAUCUUCACAAUUUAUCUUCAGAGAUUGCAGUAAAGACAGGCGUAAGAAAUUAUAGAAUUAUUAAUUUGGGGAACUAAUAAAUGUCCAUGAAAUCUUCACAAUUUAUGUUCUUCAUCCGUGGCUUCAGCAGGUCCCUCCAUUCGGGGUCCCUGACUUCCCACAACACGUUUCUCUCUACUCACAGACUUCUGACCAAAUGUAUGUGCAGAGUUUCUACACCGAUUCUCCAACUCUCUGGAUACCAACCGCAUAUCCCGCAAUUGCAUUCUGACACUACCUAGAGUUAGCGUAGAACCCACAGGUUAGGGGCUCAGUCCCACAAGACCACCCUCACUUCAGAUGCCAGUUGCAAGUCCUAGGUUGUCACCUGUAUUUUGACCAACCAGUUAGAAAUCAGGGUUUCCCAUGACCUUCUUCUUGAGUUUAAUUAUUUACUAGGACAACUCACAGAACUUAGAAAAACAGGUUUUUUUCUUUUCUUUUUAAGAGACAGGGCCUCGCUCUGUUGUCCAGGCUGGUGUGCAGUGGUGCAAUCAUAGCUCAUUGAAGCCUCAACCUCCAGGGCUCAAGUGAUUCUCCUGCUUCAGCCUCUCACAUAGCUGGAAUUAUAGGGUUCCCACCACCACAUCUGGCUAAUUUCUUUUAUUUUUUGUAUAGAUGGGGUCUUCUUAUGUUGCCCAGGCUGGUCUCAAAUUCCUAGGCUCAGGUGAUUCCACCCACCUCUGCCUCCCAAAGUGCUGGGAUUACAGGCAUGAGCCAGCGCAUCUGGCCACCUUAUUUUCUAUUACUGGCCCAAUGUAAUGGCUCCAUCUCAGGAACAGCCAAUGAAAGAGAUGCACAGGACAAGGAAGUGACUUCACAAUGACUCAAGCUACCAUAUACUGUUGAUUGUGAAAUGCCAGUUGAAGCAUAUGUCCUGUGAGCUUAGGGCUGCUACAGGUUGACCACUGCAGCAGUAAAGAUGACUCUGAAGAAUGGCAUGGGAUGGAUCCUUUCGAAUGCACUUGAGCAGCGGUCUCCAACCACAGGGCCACAGAGCUGGAGGUGAGCAGCAGCUGGAUCUACCAUGAACGACUUCUGAAUCCAGGAAGAGAGACUGACUGGGCAACAUGUUAUUCAGGAGAUGGGGUCUCACCCUGUCACCCAGGCUUGAGUACAGUAGUGCUAUCAGCUCGCUGCAGCCUUGAACUCCUGGGCUAAGGAUCCUCCUACCUGAGCCUCCUGAGUAGCUGGGACUGUAGAGUCUCCCUCUGUUGUCCAAGGCUGGAGUGUAGUAGUGCUAUCCCAGCUGACUGCAGCCUCAACCUUCCAGGCUGAAGCGAUCCUCCCAUCUCAACCUCCCACGUGGCUGAGACUAUAGGUGCUUGCCACUAUGCCCAACUAAUAUUCGGAAUUUUCCUAUACGUGGAUUCCAGAGGGGUGACAGUGAAACGAAGUGACUUCACAAUGACUCAAGCUACCAUAUACUGUUGAUUGUGAAAUGCCAGUUGAAGCAUAUGUCCUGUGAGCUUAGGGCUGCUACAGGUUGACCACUGCAGCAGUAAAGAUGACUCUGAAGAAUGGCAUGGGAUGGAUCCUUUCGAAUGCACUUGAGCAGCGGUCUCCAACCACAGGGCCACAGAGCUGGAGGUGAGCAGCAGCUGGAUCUACCAUGAACGACUUCUGAAUCCAGGAAGAGAGACUGACUGGGCAACAUGUUAUUCAGGAGAUGGGGUCUCACCCUGUCACCCAGGCUUGAGUACAGUAGUGCUAUCAGCUCGCUGCAGCCUUGAACUCCUGGGCUAAGGAUCCUCCUACCUGAGCCUCCUGAGUAGCUGGGACUGUAGAGUCUCCCUCUGUUGUCCAAGGCUGGAGUGUAGUAGUGCUAUCCCAGCUGACUGCAGCCUCAACCUUCCAGGCUGAAGCGAUCCUCCCAUCUCAACCUCCCACGUGGCUGAGACUAUAGGUGCUUGCCACUAUGCCCAACUAAUAUUCGGAAUUUUCCUAUACGUGGAUUCCAGAGGGGUGACAGUGAAACGUGAGUAAGCAUGGAUUUUGGUAUAUGCAGAGAUGGGGGGCUGGAACUAAUUCUGUAUACUGGGGGACGACUGUAUAUGUUUUUACAAUUAUGCUGUAGGAUACAUACUGUUGCAUAGCCUUGAAAAUAAUAAUUUUUAAUCGAGUGGAAUAAUAAUAAUAUUGAUAAAAGUAGCAGCUGGCCAGGUGUGGUGGCUCACACUGGUAAUCGCAACACUUUGGGAGGCUGAGGCAGGAGGAUGGCUUGAGGCCAAGAGUUUGCGAUAGGCCUUGGAAACAAAGGGAGUCACCAUCCCUACAGAAAAAUACAUGAAUUAGCCUAGUGUGGUGGCAUGUUCCUGUAGUCCCAGCUCCUUGGUAGGCUGAGGUGGGAGGAUCACUUGAGCCCAGGGAGGCUGAGACUGCAGUGAGUCAUGAUCAGGCCUCUGCACUCCAGCCUGGGUGACAGAGUGAGACCCUGUCUCAAAACGACAAAAAAGUAGCAGCUAACAUCAACUGACCUUUUACCAGGUACCUAUUAAUACCAUAGUUUAAUUUCUUAUAACUGUUUCUUAUUUCACUUACCAACUCUGUCUUCAGUUACUCCCAGAUUUUUACUGUGUUUGUACAGAUGACCUUUUGUUUAGAUUGAAUUGUCUCCCCAGAAGUAAGAUUACUGUGAGUCACGGUGAAUGGACGUUCUCAUUACCCUUGAUGUAAAUUGACAAGGUUUUGGGUGCCUCCCAGCUAUAAUCUUAGCACUUUGGGAGGCUAAGACAGGAGGAUUGCUUGAGGCCAAGAGUUGGAGGAGGCAGUAUGGCAGUAUGGUGAGACCCUGUCUCUAUUAUUUUAAAAAAUUGACAAGCUUUACCCUGGAAGGCUUAUACACAAUUUAAACACCCCUUAUAGUAUAAGAAAGUGCCCAUUUCACUGCACCUUUGCCAGCACAGGGUAUUAUAAUUUAGUAAGUCAUUUUUUGUUUGAUUAUUUUAAAUAGAUAAAAGAUCUCAUAUUACUUUACUUGUCACAUUUCAACAUCUUUCCUUAGCUUAUUAGCUCUAUUUCUUUUCUGUCUGUAAAUGGUUGUUGUUGUUUUGUUCUUUGAGACAGGGUCUUGCUCUGUCACCAGGCUGGACUGUAGUGGCAUAAUCAUGCCUCACUGCAGCCUUGACCUGCCAGGCUCAAACUUCAGCAUUCUGAGUAGCUGGGACUACAAGUGUGUACCACCACUCCCAGCUAAUUUUUGUCUUUUUUUGGAUAGAGACAGGGUCUCACUGUGUUGUCCAGACCAGUCUCUAGCUCCUGGCCUUAAGCAAUCCUCCUGCAUUAGCUUCUGAAAUUGCUGGAAUUUCAGGCAUGAGCCACCAUGCCUGGCCUGGGCUAGUCCUAUAUUCUCUAGAGUUCUCUUUACUUUGUGCUAGCCAAUCUCUCAUUAUGCUGUUCACCUGUUAUAAUGAAUAAUUCUCUGUAUUAAAUUUUACCACUUUAAACUUUUGAGUGGUUUGUGCUUCCUGAUUGGACUCUGACUAAUAUGCUAGGAAGGGUCCCAGGAGAUAAACCCACACAGAUGGGAUUUGGACAUAGGUUUGGUUUCCCAGGGGGCAGUGCUGAGCUCUUUGCCAGUGGGAAAUGGGAUGCUGGUGAUUUCCAGGAAGUGACCUCACAAUGACUCAAGCUACCACUUACUGUUGAUUGUGACAAAAUGGCAGCUGAGGCACAUGCCUUGGGAGCUAAGUGGUUGCUGCACUUGACCACUAUGAAGACUGGUGUGGGAAGGGUCGUUUUGGAUGCACUUGAGCAGGGGUCCCCAACCCCUGAGCCGUGGAGCCGUAAGGAGCCACACAGCAGGAGGUGAGUGGUGCCAAGUGAGGGAGUGAGGGAAGCUUGGUCUGUAUUUACAGCCACUCCCCUUUGCUCACAUUCCUGCCUGAGCUCCACCUUCUCAGAUCAGCAGCAGCAUUAGAUUCUCAUAGGAGAACGCACCCUGUUGUGAGCCGUGCAUGUGAGGGAUCUAGGUUGCGCUGUCCUUAUGAGAAUCUAAUACCUAUUGAUCUGUCACUUUCUCCCAUCACGCUCAGGUGGGACCAUCUAGUUGCAGGAAAACAAGCUUAACACGCCCACUGAUUCUACAUUAUGGUGAGUUCUAUAAUUAUUUUAUUAUAUAUUACAGUGUAAUAAUGGAAAUAAAGUGCCUAAUACAUGUAAUGUGCUUAAAUCUCUUGGCCCAGCUCCUACCUCCCGGCAGCCUCUCCAGGCCCAGAACUUUCUCCAGUCAGCCUCUACAGACCAAGCUCAUGACUCACAAUGGCCUAUUUAGGCCCAUACCCUACCUCACAGCAGUCUCCGCAGAUGAGGCUACUGCCUCACAACAGCCUCCACAGGCACAGCUCCAUCGUUACAAUGGCCUCUUUAGACCCAGUUCCUGCCUCCCAGGCUUCUCUCCAGGCCCUGAACUUUCUCAAGUCGACCUCACCAGGCCCAGCUCCUGCCACUCGUUGGCCUCCCAAGGGCCAGCUUUUGCCUCACGGCCACCUUCCAAGACCCAGCUCCUGUUGUACAGUGGCCUCUUGAGCCCAUCUUCUGACUCCGGGCAGCCUGUACAGGCCCAGCUCCUGCCUUACAAUGGCCUCUUUAGUCCCAGCUCCUGCCUCUUUGCAGGAGGCCCAAAUGUCCUCAAGUCCAGGCCACAAAAUCCAGGGCCAAAAUGUCCACAAGUCGGCCUCUCAAGGCCCAGCUCCUGCCUUUCGUUGGCAUCUCCAGGCCCAGCUGCUGCCCCCAGGUGGCCUCUACAGGCCGUGCUCUUUCUUCUGACUGUGUCUGGAGGUCCAACUCCUGCCUCAGAACAACCUCUUUUGGCUCAGCUCCUGCCCAGCUCCUAGUGGCCUUUGUAGGCCCAAAACUGCCUCAAGUCAAGCUUUCCAGGCCCACCUUUUGCCUCCCAAUGGCCUGGACAGGCCCAGCUCCUGCGUGACAAUGGCCUCUCCAGGCCCAGCUUUUGCCUCACAGAAGCCUUCCCCAAACAAGGUCCUACCUGCCUCCCAGCAGCCUCAACAGGCCCAGAUCCUGCUUCACACUCAUCUCAUUAGGCCCAGCUCAUACCUCACCGUGACCUGUCCAGGCCCAGCUCCUGCCCCUCGACAGGCUGUCCAUGCCCGAAACUUCCUCAAGUCGGCCUCUCGAGGCACAGCUCCUGCCUAACAUUGGCCUCUUUAGGCACAGCUCGUGCCUUGGUGGCCUCUCCAGGCCCAGCUCCUGCAUCCCAGCACCUUCUCUAGACCGAGAACUUUCUCAAGUCUGCCAUUCCAGACCCAACUCGUGCCUUCCGUCAGCAUCUACAGGCUCAACCUCUGCCUCACAGCACAUUUUCCCAGCCCAGCAUGUGCCUCACCGCAACCCCCUAGGCCAAGCUCCUGCCUUUCAGCAGCCUCUACAGGCCCCACUCCUACCUCAAUGGCCUCUCUAGGGCAAACUUAUGCCUCACAGUGGCCAUUCUGGCCCAGCUUUUGCCUUUUGGCAGCAUCUCCAGAACCAGAACUUCCUCAAGUGGGCCUCUCCAGGCCCCGCUUUUCCUCCCAGUGGCCUCUGCAGGCCCAGACUGUUGUCAAGUCGGCCUAUCCAGGGUCAGCUCCUGCUUCCCGGCGGCCUCUGCAGGCCCAGGUCGUCCUCAAGUCGGCCUCCCCAGGCCCAGCUCCAGCCUCUUGGCGGCCUCUCCGGGUGCAAAAGUUCCUCGAGUCAGCCUCUCCAGACCCAGCUCCUCCUGCCUCCCAGUGGCCUCUUUCAGCCCAGCCCAGCUCAUGCCUCCUGGUGGCCUUCCCAGGCCCCACUUUUGACAUUUGGCGGCCUCUGCAGGCCCGAAUUUGACC